Cercocebus atys (sooty mangabey) is the source of this 2317-nucleotide messenger RNA. Its product is annotated as apolipoprotein L4-like. The coding region runs from base 264 to 1457 and encodes 397 amino acids. Lineage: Eukaryota; Metazoa; Chordata; Mammalia; Primates; Cercopithecidae. Gene Ontology annotation, molecular function: lipid binding. The transcript has 5 exons. Gene Ontology annotation, cellular component: membrane; extracellular region. Gene Ontology annotation, biological process: lipoprotein metabolic process; lipid transport. The record is from RefSeq and is a predicted model, not a curated record.
CAUAACUGGAGGUGGGAUCCACACAGCUCAGAACAGCUGGAUCUUGCUCAGUCUCUGUCGGGGAAGAUUCCUCGAAGAGACUACUGAGAGCCAGUGAGACUGAAAGAAUGGGCAUCUUCAUGUACUGCUAGUUCGAGUGUGAAUUGGUACAACUUGCAUGCAGUGUGGCUCUAGGACAAGCGGACUUUUCCUUGCUGUGGGAGUGAGGGCAGAGGGAGCUGGAGGGAGUUAAGUGUCUGUAAACAGCAGAUGAUGGGGACUCGAUGAUAGAGAAACAAUCUGGGUUAGGUUGGUCUUGGCAUUUGCUGCCACCUCAGAGGGAUCUGCAGAGCCCCGACUACUCAAGCCUCCCUCUGUCCACAGGUGCCUCACAGUCAAUCCCACAAUUUGUUUUCUCCUCCUCAAGGACGCAGCAACACCAUCCAGGCAGGACAAUGGCUGAACAGUUCCAUGGUAAGCCUCUCAGUGACCUGGCCGCUGAAAAGAAAUGCUUCACUGAAGAAGUCACCGAAUACUUCCAGAAGAAUGUUAGCCCAGAGCAUCUGAAAAUCCUGCUGACUGACGAGGAGGCCUGGAAGAGAUUCGUAGCUGUGGCUGAAUUGCCCAGGGACGAGGCAGAUGCUCUCUAUGAAGCUCUGAAGAAUCUUACACCAUAUGCAGCUAUUGAGGACAAAGACGUGCAGCAAAAAGACCAGCAGCUUAGGGAGUGGUUUUUGAAACAGUUUCCUCAACUCAGCCAGAAGAUUCAGGAGUCCAUAGAAAGCAUUCGUGUCAUUGCAAAUGAGAUUGAAGAGUUCCACAGAGGUUGCACUAUUGCCAAUGUGGUGUCCGGCUCCACUGGCACUGCCUCUGGCGUCUUGUCUGUCAUUGGCUUUUUGCUGGCACCAUUUACAGCAGGGCUGAGCCUGGGCGUCACUGCAGUUGGGGUAGGGCUGGGAAUGGCGUCUGCUACGACUGCGAUCGGCACCAGCAUCGCGGAGAACACAUACACGAAGUCGGCAGAACUCCGAGCCAGCAGGCUGACUGCGACCAGCCGUGACCUGUUGGAGGUAUUAGGGGACACUUUGAGCGAAAUCACGCCCAGCGUGCUUUCUUUUGCGCUUGAUUUUGACGAAGUCACAAAAUUGAUUGCGAAUGAUGUCCGUACACUCAGGAGAUCUAAAGCCACUGUUGGACGCCCUUUCAACAUUAGGCGAUUCGUACCUACAAAUGUUAUUGAUAAGCUGAAAACACCUGGAGCCGCCAAACGGAUGGUGAGAAAAGCAGUCCCGAAGGUCGCUUCAGGAGCCCUCCUUGUGCUGGAUGUGGUCCAGCUUGUGCAAGACUCACAGCACUUGCAUGAGGGGGCAAAAUCCGAGUCUGCUGAGGAGCUGAGGCAGUGGGCUGAGGAACUGCAGAAGAAUCUAAACGAACUCACCCAGAUCUAUCAGAGUCUAAAGGCAGGCUGGGCCCAGUGACCCCAGAGCAGUGCAGCCACCAGGGAAGGUGAGCCAGACACAAGCCGGGACAAAAUGCAGACGUUUCUUAGGGGUAUAAAGAGGACGAGGUAAAGUUUAUGGAACUGAGGGUUAGGAACUUUGGCGUCUGUAGUUGAGCACAGCAGAGGAGGGGUUACUCAAGAUGGCAAGUUCGUCAAGGAGAAGGCAGAAACGCUGGGGCCUGGAUUAAGGGAGGAGAGGGGACUGGAGACUGUGGGGAAUGGGAAGAAGCAGUUUACUCUAGACUAAAGAAUAUAUUGGGGGAGGAAGAGAGGGAGGCGCACAGGAACCAGCAAUGAGAAGACCAGGAAAAGAAAGAGCUGAAAAUGGAGAAAGCCAGAGUUAGAAUAGUUGGAUACAGGAGAAGAAAUAGCAGCUCCACUACAGACCCACCCUCCAGUUUGAUGUCCUUCCAAGAAAGCAGUCUUUCCCUGGUGAUGGUCUCUCGCCCUGUCUUUCCAGCAUCCACUCUCCCUUGUCCUCCCGGGAGUGUAUCUGAGUCAGCCAGUGGCUUCUUGAUGAUGGUGGUGGUGGUUGUAGUGUGAUGGGUUUCCUUUAGGUUAUUGAAGGGUGUAUGUCCCCUGCUUGAACUCUGAAGGCCAGGUAAUGAGCCAUGGCCAUGGUGCCCAACUGAGGACCAGGUGUCUCUAAGAAUCCAAAUAUCCUGGAGAGUGUCUGAGAACCAACCAAGUAAAAGUCUCAUUGCUCAUAUACAGUAGACAAAGAGCCAGAAAAUUAGCUGAAAAGCAGUUUAGAGAUUGGGGGAGGCCGGAUCUCUCGAGCUGUCCUGCUGAGUGCCCUGUGUGUAAGUCCUAAUAAACUUAGCUACUCGCCACGCU